This is a messenger RNA of Candida albicans SC5314, 1224 nucleotides long. RefSeq lists its product as uncharacterized. The record is from RefSeq and is a predicted model, not a curated record. Bases 1 to 1224 code for a protein of 407 amino acids. The transcript has a single exon. NCBI's taxonomy places the organism in Eukaryota, Fungi, Ascomycota, Pichiomycetes, Serinales, Debaryomycetaceae.
AUGAUUUCCUUAAGAGCAUUAUUUGAUCUUGUUACGUUGCCAAUUAAAUUAUUGUUGGCGUUGUUAAAGUAUCCUAUUUUUGGUGGUGUCAACAAAAGAUACAAGAAUGAUUUGGCGAAUUCUUUGAAAGUUAUUCUUUGUCGUUCUUUGAUUAAUUUCCCUGUUAAAGAUACCCCAAUUUUUGCAACUACACCCACAGGCGACAUGAUUAACAAAGGAAUUGGUAAGACCUAUCCCAAUAUGACUAAAUUGCCACAUUUUGGUGAGAAGUUUGAUAAGCAAAGUUAUUGGCUUGUUGAAAGUAAGAACAGAAAACCAAAUGACCCGGUUUUGAUUUACUUGCACGGUGGUGGCUAUUUCCUUGAUGUUGCACCACAACAGAUUGAAACUUUAUUGAGUAUUUAUCAUUUGUUAGAGCCAGCAAAGAAACUGAGAUUCUCGAUUCUUGUGUUGAAUUAUAAUUUGACAUCCAAAGGUUUUCCUGUUCCGCACCAAUUAGCUCAGUUAGUUGAUACUUACACUUCUUUGGUUAGAGGAGGAUCUGAAAAUCUCUUAUUAAUGGGUGAUUCUGCAGGUGGUAAUUUGGCUAUAACUUUUACCCAAUACUUGAGAUUGAACAAGCCAAACUUGCCUUAUCCUAGAAGUGUUAUUUUGGUCAGUCCUUGGGUCAAAUUAAUCCCAGAAGUGUAUCAAAAUACUCCAGGCCAUUCAUACUAUAAUUACUCUGCUAACGAUGUGAUCCAAUAUGAUCGUUUUUCCAGUGCUGAAGUUUAUCAAGGUACUCUUGGUAACACAAAACUCAAGUCGUUAACUGUUUCUCCAGGAAAUUGUCCUUAUGAUCCUAAAGAUUGGGAAGAGAUUGAUACUUACAGAAAACCGGGAUACUCUGUGUUUGUUCUUGCCGGAGAACACGAAUCGUUCCGUGAUGAUAUUUUGGAGUGGUCUAAAUACGCGUUGGAUUAUCCUAUUCCUCCAAACUUGGGAAACUCGGAUGGUGUCUACAACCCUAAGAUUCACAAAUACAUUAGAAACAACAAAGAUUCUGCUCAUGUUGAUGUAAAUAUUGAACCUUUGGGUGUUCAUGAUGUCUGCUUUUUUGAAAAUUUGUUGCUUUCAAAAUUAGAAAAUGAUGCUAAUUUGACUAUUGAUGGUGUUGAUGCAAAACAGUUCUUUGCCAUCGUUAAUAUCGUCAAAUUUCUUGAUACUGUUUUGCCAGGAAAGUAG